AUGCCUCCCAAAGCACCCGAUAGCCCUCCGGAAGAGCGCAAUGCCAGUCCUUUCUUUACAAUCCCCGCUCCUCUUAAGCGCCUCUUCGACAAGUUCCCGUUGACUACCUAUCCCGCCAACGAGAUCCCUCAACGCCUUCGGCCGCACGACAAUGUCAACCAGCUCUAUGUUUUUGCCGACGCAUCUGGCGCACGACAUGGCCGACCCUCAUUCAAUCCUCAAUGUCUCAAAUGGCAGGCAUACUUGAAAUUCGUUGGGAUUGACUUUGAGAUCAUAUCGUCCAACAACCAUGCCUCACCAACUGGCUCCCUGCCUUUUCUCCGCCCCUCGCUGCCUGCAGACGCCUCAAAUCCGAUCCCUUCACACAAGCUCCAAAAGUGGGCCAUUGAACAAGUUCACUGCGAGGAAGAACAACAAUUGAACCUGCGGUUCGAGGUUUAUGCCUCGCUUUUGGACAAUCGGAUACGCAACGCUUGGUUAUACAUGCUUUAUCUAGACAGUGAGAACUUCGACGCCGUCGCACGCCGGCUCUAUGUGAAUCCAACAACCUCAAACUCGAUUGUGCGCGCCGCUCUAGGCCACCAGCUCCAACAAGCCGCGCGCGAUGAGCUUCUCAAGACGUCGCGCUACAUCGAUGCCGCUGAUCUGGAAGGCGAUGCGGGUGGCGCGUUCGAGGCGCUGUCCACCUUGCUCGGUGAGGACGAGCACUUUUUCGGCCGGCCAAACCCAGGCCUCUUCGAUGCCAGCGUCUUCGCCUAUACGCAUCUGAUCCUGGACGAUACCCUAGGCUGGAAACGGAACCGGCUAGGACAACUACUCAGGGAGCAUCCCAAUCUUGUACAACACCGUGACAGACUACUGAAAUUAUUCUAA
This is a messenger RNA of Penicillium griseofulvum, 873 nucleotides long. Its product is annotated as putative mitochondrial outer membrane protein (Sam35). Gene Ontology annotation, biological process: mitochondrion organization. NCBI's taxonomy places the organism in Eukaryota, Fungi, Ascomycota, Eurotiomycetes, Eurotiales, Aspergillaceae. The record is from RefSeq and is a predicted model, not a curated record. Gene Ontology annotation, cellular component: SAM complex. The transcript is spliced from 3 exons. The coding region runs from base 1 to 873 and encodes 290 amino acids.